AUGAAUUUGAAGCAGAAUCUUCUGAGAGGAAUUUAUGCAUUCGGUUUCGAAAAGCCGUCUGCCAUCCAGCAGCGUGCAAUUGUGCCUUGCACUACUGGUCGUGACGUCAUUGCACAGGCUCAGUCUGGUACAGGAAAAACAGCUACUUUUUCCAUCUCCAUUCUUCAGCGCAUAGACGAAAAUGAACCCAGUGUCCAGGCUCUCGUCAUGGCUCCCACUCGUGAAUUGGCUCAGCAGAUCCAGAAAGUUAUGUGCGCUCUCGGAGACUACAUGAAUAUCAAAGUGCACGCCUGCAUUGGAGGAACAAGUAUUCGCGAUGAUCAGCGCAAGUUGGAGAGUGGAGUGCAUGUCGUUGUGGGAACCCCCGGUCGUGUAAACGAUAUGAUCAAUCGCAAUGUACUACAGACGAAUCGUAUAACAAUGUUUGUGCUGGAUGAAGCUGAUGAGAUGCUUUCGCGUGGUUUCAAGGAUCAGAUCUACGAGGUGUUCAAGACUUUACCGCAGGAGGUUCAGGUUGUGCUGUUGUCGGCUACUAUGCCUGCCGAUGUACUUGAUGUAACUAAUCGUUUUAUGAGAAAUCCGAUCCGUAUUCUUGUGAAGAAAG
Molecule: messenger RNA, 604 nt
Organism: Cooperia oncophora
Lineage: Eukaryota; Metazoa; Nematoda; Chromadorea; Rhabditida; Trichostrongylidae
Source: the annotation of a GenBank genome assembly